Molecule: messenger RNA, 1034 nt
Organism: Phragmites australis (common reed)
Lineage: Eukaryota; Viridiplantae; Streptophyta; Magnoliopsida; Poales; Poaceae
Product: ubiquitin-conjugating enzyme E2 7-like
Exons: 6
Coding region: 209-709 (166 amino acids)
Biological process (GO): ubiquitin-dependent protein catabolic process; protein polyubiquitination
Molecular function (GO): ubiquitin conjugating enzyme activity
Source: RefSeq, a predicted model, not a curated record
GUAGCAGAGCAGCCACCGUACCAGUCAACCACCUCCUCGUCCUCUCCCCACCUCUCUCCCCUUCCCGGAUCCCAUCUUCUCCGAGCUCCAUCCUCCCUCCGCACGUCUAUAAAUAAGGCGCCCGCGGCGCCCGUCGAUUCGCGUCACAGGUUCCCCGAGCGCGCUAAUCAUUCCGCGCGCCGCAAAACCCUAGCCGCGGAUCUCUCUCAUGGCGGCCACCACCAGCCAGGCGAGCCUCCUCCUCCAGAAACAACUCAGAGAUCUCGCGAAGCACCCCGUGGAUGGGUUCUCGGCUGGGCUGGUCGACGACAGCAACGUAUUCGAGUGGCAGGUCACCAUCAUCGGUCCGCCCGACACCUUAUAUGAUGGAGGGUACUUUAACGCAAUAAUGAGCUUCCCACAAAAUUAUCCAAACAGCCCGCCAUCAGUCAGAUUUACCUCUGAAAUGUGGCACCCGAAUGUUUAUCCAGAUGGGCGGGUGUGCAUCUCUAUUCUUCAUCCACCUGGUGAAGAUCCCAAUGGCUAUGAGCUUGCAAGUGAGCGUUGGACACCUGUGCACACGGUUGAGAGCAUAGUUCUGAGCAUUAUUUCUAUGCUUUCUAGUCCAAAUGAUGAGUCGCCGGCAAAUAUUGAGGCAGCUUUAUACCUGUCAUAUUUUCGCACAGAAGGAAUGGAGAGAGAAGAGGGAGGACUUCAAGAAAAAGGUUAGGCGCAUCGUGCGGAAAUCACAAGAAAUGUUCUGAAUAAAAUGGGAGUACUGUCAGGCUGCAAGAUUUUGCUGUCAGAUCUCCGAAUACCAUCUGACGCCAGCGUCUUCAAGUCUCCCCUGUAUAUUUUCCGUUUAGCGUCUGUCCAUUGGUGAAUAGUGGUUUUGUCUCAGGAAAUGCACUGGGACGUGUCGCCUAUUCUAAAGGUUCUGCUGUAUCGUGUGACUUGGGCUACCAAUGAUGAGAAACUUGUAAGUGUUGAACUCUAUUGACGAACCUUGUAUAAACAAACUUCAUUCUAAUUGGCUAUAUCAGACAUUUAAUACA